Molecule: messenger RNA, 615 nt
Organism: Branchiostoma floridae (Florida lancelet)
Lineage: Eukaryota; Metazoa; Chordata; Leptocardii; Amphioxiformes; Branchiostomatidae
Exons: 2
Coding region: 42-401 (119 amino acids)
Source: RefSeq, a predicted model, not a curated record
CAGAGAGAACAAGAAGAGAGCCGCUGUGGACGGAGGCAGAAAUGGAGCGGUUCUGGGGCGUCCUGGAGCCGCACGUACGGUGGCUGUCUGCCGGGGAGGCGGCCGUCCCCGUCUGUACGAUAGAACUGGUGGACCCGGGCAGGGGGCUGAGCCCGUGCGACCUGAGGUUCUGUAUGUGGGACAUACAGGAGCUGAUCUGGGACGGAAGGUACAGUCAGGCGCUGGCCGGGCUCAGAAGGGUCCGGGAACUCGCGAACACGUCGUGGGAAGGUCAGAAAGGCGACAGCGUGAUGUUCCUGUCUGAAGAAAAGGACGAAGUGGAACUGUUUAAGGAACUGUUCAUGAAGUUUGAACCAGUCAGAAAACGACAGAUGAACAAUUUCAAGCAAGUCACCUUAUGACCUUGUACAUGAUGAUGACGUAGGACUACAGCCUAGCAACGUCUGGUGACAAGUUACCCAUUGCGCCAUGGAGAAGAACUACGCUUGAAGUACAUGAAAGGAAGAAUAUACAUUUGUACAAACUGAAGACGUAUGAAUAUGCCAGACGAAUACCUUACAUCUGCUUGCUUUGUGCCAGUCCGGACACAAAGGCCACACGUAAAAGUGCAAACGU